AUGGAUGAAACCAAUAGCAAAGCAUUGUCACAGUUCAGAAGAGUGAACGAUUUAUAUAAACAUGUACAGGAUACUCAGAAGAAUGUUGCCCUGUUCCAUCUGGGACAUUGGGUCAAGUUAAAGGUGGGCGGAGUGCCAUUCAUCGUGAGAAGGAGGACUUUGAAUUGGUACCCAGGCAGCGUAUUCAGUAGUAUCGCAAUCUAUGACAAGAAUACGACAAAGAGAUUGACAGAGUUCAUUGCCAAUCCAUUCUUGCUCAACUCUCGUCUACUCGAGUCAACGACGAAUGACGACCCCCAUAUCGCCAUCACUCCAGCGAGCACAGACUCUGAAUGUACGAUGGGCUACAACGCAUUGCCAAUCAUACAACAACAACAACAGCAACAGAUACAUGGUGGAUCGUAUACGACCACGACACCAGGUAAAGAGAUCGCAACCAUACCAACCAAACCAUCAUUCAAGUUUGAGAAAGAUCCCGAUGGCUACUAUCUUAUUGACCGCGACUCCCAACUAUUUGCCAUCAUACUUAACUACCUACGAUCGGGCGAAGUGGGCACAUUGCCCAGCACCGUAGACAUCAACAUGUUAUUACUGGAUGCCCAGUUCUACCGACUCUACGACUUGGAAACAAAGUUAUCCAAGAGAAUACUAUCAACUAGAAGAGAGGACGAGAGGAUAUUCGUCUUGAACUCAGAGUUGAAUGAGAUGGAGACACCGCCGUUCUUCAUCAUCGAUAUAAAGUGGGUGAGGAGUUGGAAGAUGUUCAUCGAGGAGGAAGGCCCCAUCCCCGAGCCAAUCAACAACACUCACCUGCUCAAACAUGACGGAUCCCUAAGAGAUGGUCUGGUGCAUAAGGUCGACUACAUCUGUGUAACCAAGCCCACCUGGCUAAUGAUCACCAAGCACUAUCCAAAGAGUGGACCCAUAAUAUCGCGACCAACAAAGAACAUCUAUGAUACACCAACUCAAUGUUCAAUAUGGGACAUCAAAUAA
Molecule: messenger RNA, 993 nt
Organism: Acytostelium subglobosum LB1
Lineage: Eukaryota; Evosea; Eumycetozoa; Acytosteliales; Acytosteliaceae
Exons: 3
Coding region: 1-993 (330 amino acids)
Biological process (GO): proteasome-mediated ubiquitin-dependent protein catabolic process; protein homooligomerization
Cellular component (GO): Cul3-RING ubiquitin ligase complex; cytoplasm
Molecular function (GO): cullin family protein binding; cysteine-type deubiquitinase activity
Source: RefSeq, a predicted model, not a curated record